AUGCUGGUGGAGAUCGAGAUUUUCGAUGUGCAAGCCUGGCCGGGUCGGCCGCAAUAUAAUUUAGAAGCUGUGGCGAAUACGCGCUGUCCAGUGGAGAUUGAGGGGGUAAAUGUGCAGGUUAUGAGUGUGGCAUGGCUGUUGCGUGAAAAGAUAACAUCACAAGCUCAAAGGGAAGGGAGUCGGAGAGAGCAUAGUGAUAUUUCAGAUAUCGCGUGCCUGGCAACGAUUGCUGCGGAUGCGGAGCUGGUCUGUGAGAUAGAAGAGUUUGUGGGGGCCCUUCGACGGUUGUUGGAAAAGAGGCCGGAGAUGAAGAGGGUUUGA
Messenger RNA from Coccidioides immitis RS, 321 nucleotides. RefSeq lists its product as uncharacterized. NCBI's taxonomy places the organism in Eukaryota, Fungi, Ascomycota, Eurotiomycetes, Onygenales, Onygenaceae. The record is from RefSeq and is a predicted model, not a curated record. The coding region runs from base 1 to 321 and encodes 106 amino acids. The transcript has a single exon.